AUGGAGGACAUGGGAUACCACAUAUCAAAAAUGUAUCCGCGGUCGUCAUUACGGAGCAUAUGUGGGCAGUGGGAGGGUGGACUGCUCCGAUGCGACGCCGAGCGAUCAGAUUUUCGUCUGUUCCAGCGCCUUCUGGGAGUUCUUGUGGAACGCCCUAAGGCAUUCGCGAAGUUGGAGGUCCUCGGGCUGGAAGAGAAUCGACCACGUUGGGACCUUUCAGGAGCUCCAGUCUUUUAUUCCAAUCCGAUAUCGGAGAUUCAGGUAGGAUUCUUCGAGGACGUGGAGACCCUGAAAGUAAUAUCCUCUUCGAAAUACAACCCAGGACCGACUCAAUUCAACGGUCCAUUCGAGCUUAACGUCUCGCUCUCCUUGAAGAUGCUGGAGACUCUAACCAUCCUCUCCCUUUUCGUCCUCCUCUAUUCCGUUCCAGGGACGAGCGGGCAAAAUCUUUGUCCCGAUACUAUUGAUAUCUUCCCCUGCACUUGUUCCCAUGCUGGAACCGAUCCCAGUGUGAAUGUGGACUGUUCGGAGGCGAACUCGAGUGAAAGCAUCCACUCUGCCUUCAAUGACGUUGCCUGGCCCUUCCAAAACCUCACACAGUUUACUCUGGCAGAGAAUUGGAGAAUCCAAGCGUUACCCGGAGGAGUUUUCGGUGAUGUCAGUUUCGAGGAAAUCUUCGUCGUCGUGACCUCCGUGGCCACCAUCCACCCCAUGGCCUUGUUACCCUCGAAAGAUCGCCUUAGGGGGUUGAAUAUCAAUUUAGGCACCCUGGAAGAAUUCCCUUGGGAGAUCCUCCCGCAACUUGUCAACCUCAAAAAUCUCCAACUGCGGUUGAAUGCAUUGACCAGUUUGCCGCUACUUCAAAGUGCAAGUCUCGAAUACUUCACCAUCAGUGACAAUGAAAUAUCUCACGUCGAGGCUGGAUGGUCUCUCCCAAACCUCAGAGUUCUCAGCUUGAAAUUGAGAGUACGCCCAUCUGCCCCAAACUCCACCAGGAAAAACGUCAUUCCUCCCCCAAUCACAUCGAAGCAUCCCGAUCGUACCCUAUCCCUACGCAUCCUCAAAGGCAGCCCGAGAACGAGCGCCGUCCAUUGUCAUCCGCCUCCCGAGAGGCAUCACAAUGCAGAGAGAACGGCUGCGGUCCCAGAGCGACUCGACCUCCGGCCAUGGGGUCGGAGGACUCUCCCCUCUGCUUUCUCAAUUGGUCGAAAGAAUGACCUAGAUGUGGAGGCUCUGACCUUCCUCUCCCUUUUCGUCUUCCUCUAUUCCGUUCGUGGGACGAGCGGGAAAAAUCUUUGUCCCGAUCCUACUGCUAUCCUCCCCUGCACUUGUUCCCAUGCUGAAUCCGAUCGCAGUGUGAACGUGGACUGUUCGAAGGCGACCUCGAGUGACGACAUCCACUAUGCCUUCAAUGACAUUACCUGA
This is a messenger RNA of Darwinula stevensoni, 1425 nucleotides long. Lineage: Eukaryota; Metazoa; Arthropoda; Ostracoda; Podocopida; Darwinulidae. The record is from the annotation of a GenBank genome assembly.